Molecule: messenger RNA, 2496 nt
Organism: Cyclopterus lumpus (lumpfish)
Lineage: Eukaryota; Metazoa; Chordata; Actinopteri; Perciformes; Cyclopteridae
Product: THAP domain-containing protein 5-like
Exons: 3
Coding region: 123-1148 (341 amino acids)
Cellular component (GO): nucleus
Source: RefSeq, a predicted model, not a curated record
UCAUCUCCGCUGUGAGCUCGACAACCCGGAAGUGUCCGCUUAAGAGCUGGUUUGUGUUUUAAAAAAAGGGAAAUCAACAAACGUGUUUUUGUAAAGCGUGUUCAUGUAGUUUCACUGCAGACAUGCCACGGUACUGCGCUGUGAAAGUUUGCAGAAACCGCGGGGGAACUGCAUCUCGACAGGACAACAAGAGAAUUAGCUUCUACCCGUUUCCUUUGCAAGACCAGUCCAGGCUUCAGAGAUGGGUGGACAACAUGAAGCGGGAGGAGUGGACCCCGAGUCGACAUCAGUAUCUGUGCAGCGAACAUUUUACAGAGGAAUGCUUUGAUAUUCGAUGGGGCAUCCGCUAUCUGAAGAACACAGCCAUCCCGACCAUGUUUCCCUCCACUGAGGAUGAUGGUGACAAAACAGUUCCAAGCAUUAAUAGAAGCCCCAAGGCCAAACCCAUGACUAUUGACAUUGAGCCGACGGGUUUUGACUCUCCUCUCAGCAAGAGGCCGCUCAUUUUGAGCAGAACUUGUAAAAAAGUCCAGCUGGGUACAACAAACCGCAUUGUUGCCAAAGACCCAGAGAUGCUAUUUGAACUACCUCUGGUGUCAGACACUGGGAUCUCCUGUCAUUCAGAUCUCUCAGAGAUGCGGACUGCUUCUUCUGGGUUACCAGGUGACAGUGGGAGGCCAACUGUGUCCUGCCUCGCACUGUCCCCAUGCAAUGAGCCCCGUCCUAAAGGGCAGACAGACUCGAUUGUGACCGUGCUGUGCUGUGAGUCACUGGGUCUUUACUCGGAUGGAGAGGAAAACGUUGACGCAGCCGCUCUCCAAGCAGCACUGGGCCAGACGUAUAGCUUUGUGCCUGUCAAAGUGGUCACGAACGAGCCCACAGCCUACUUUUUGGAGGAGAGGGGACCCUGCGAGGGAGAGCACACUUCUGUUUACGAGCACUCGUACUGCAGAUCGGACAGCGAUCAGCUUUGGCGUAAGAUCUUGAGUUUGCAUGCAAAGAUCUUGGAACUGGAUCACCGAGAGGAGAGCACCUUGGCCAAAGUCCGUGCUCUGGAGACUGAGGUGGCCCUCCUGAAGAGAGAUGGCGCUGUAUUUAAAGAGAAGCAGAACAUUUUGGAAGAUUACAUAUCUUCGAUGUUGCUCUGAUUCUUCAAGCGGCGGAUUCUCAACUGGCGACUGUGGCUCAGUGAUAGAGCAGGGUCGUCCUUCAAUCAGAGGAUCGACGGUUCGAUCCCCUGCUCCGCUUGUCCAUGUCGAUCCGUCCUUGGACAAGACACUUUGCUUCCGUAGUUGUGCCUACGGUGUUUGAAUGUUAGUUAGCGGACUGAUGGGCAGGUGUCACCUUGCAUGGCAGCCCCUCCCAUCAGUGUAUGAAUGAGUGUGGAUGGGUGUUACUGGGUGUAUGACGACAUGUAGUGUUAAAUUGCUUUGAGUGGUCGGAAAACUAGAAAAGUGCUUUACAAGUACAGACCUGUCAAUCAACUGCGUGCGGAGAUUUGUUACCAUUGAAUCACUUGCUGCAAUGUUACACAAAGCACAGCGGCACAAACAGAGUCCUGUUUGACGUGACAUGUUUACAUGAUUGGAUCUCAAUUGUGAUCCAAACAUUAUCACAAUGUAUUAAUGAUUCACCAUGAAUUGUAUUUGAAGCGGUUUUAAUACCGUGAUACACAAUUAGCAAAAUGAUUUCCUCUUAAGCUCUGGUAUUUACUUGACUGGUAUUUACUUGACUGGAACAGCUGCCGCCGGCUGUGUUCAUUUACAUCAAGUAAAUUCUCGACUGUCCUCGAACAACCUCAUACGUGUAAUGACACCAACUUUGUUGUGUGCAGAGGCUCAUUUUAAGCUUUGUUUGGCAGUUACAAAGCCAUUCACAGCCAGGGAAAUGUCGAAGACGAUCAAUAAAAAAGGACUAUUGAAUAAAAUGUUCAUGAUAAAAUAUGACUGAACAAUAAGGUUAAAAUGAGCAAAACUUUAAAGAGCCAGAACGCCUUAUGAUAGCCUAAAAGCACAUUGAAAAAUGUAAAACCCAUUAUGUUUCUCACUUUUUCUGUUCAGGAAGGUACAUGACAAAUUACAACAGCAGGUGCUUAACAUCUAUGGUACAGAAACUAAUUAAGAUACCCCUGUCUUUUGCAGGCGUAUUAAAGAGGGUGCUAAUGCUGUUAUUAGUAAAUUAUCAUUUAUUUAUUACACUUUAUCUUUAGAAGAGUAUUUUUUAAAGUUUCAUUGUGAUCGGUCAAAAAAAAGGCAGGUUAGUACAAGCAGAAGGAGGAGAUGCAAGUAGUUGUGCAGUUUACAUUUUAAUUACAUAAGUAACAUUUACAGAACAGUACAACACAAUUCAUCAAACACGUCAGUGGACGAUGUAUAGCCUGGUAUUAUGUUUCUCUGUAUGUGAAAAGAAAUUUCAGCUUCAUGUCUUAACUGCUUUUUCUAUUGCAGAUUUAUUUUGAAAAUCCUAUUUCCUCCAUGAAUAAAAGAAGGUGUUGCA